AUGAACGGUUCUCAAGCACAAGGAGAAAAUAUUGCGGAUAUUGGUGGAUUGAAAGAAGCUUUUUUCGCCUAUCAAGAUUGGGUUCGACUAAGAGGAACAGAAGAAAAAAAAUUACCCGGUUUACAAAAAUAUUCACCUGAGCAAUUGUUCUUUAUCAACUUCGGCUACAUGUGGUGUUCGAAAAUCACAGAUGAAUUAACUCUUGCAUAUAUUUUACAAGAUGUACAUUCAUUAUCACAGUUCAGAGUGCAUGGUUCAACGUCGAAUUUUGAUGAAUUCGAUCGAGUCUUCGGCUGUAAACCUGGCCAAGGUAACAGUCGAGUGAACAAAUGUAGUGUUUGGUAA
Messenger RNA from Rotaria sp. Silwood1, 345 nucleotides. The record is from the annotation of a GenBank genome assembly. Lineage: Eukaryota; Metazoa; Rotifera; Eurotatoria; Philodinida; Philodinidae.